This is a messenger RNA of Abrus precatorius (Indian licorice), 1379 nucleotides long. Its product is annotated as protein STRICTOSIDINE SYNTHASE-LIKE 2-like. Lineage: Eukaryota; Viridiplantae; Streptophyta; Magnoliopsida; Fabales; Fabaceae. Gene Ontology annotation, biological process: biosynthetic process. The record is from RefSeq and is a predicted model, not a curated record. Gene Ontology annotation, molecular function: strictosidine synthase activity.
AUGAGGCGGCAACAACGCUUCACGGCAGCCAUCGCCACCGCGAUUGUUGCUACAGCUUGGAUAGCAUAUAACUGCAGUGUUGGGCCAUGGAGGAAGGUUAGGAAAGGUUGGAAGUGCGAGAUUGUUCCGAUUGAUGGCGCCGUUGGAGCAGAGAGUUUUGCGUUUGAUCCUAACGGCAAAGGGCCUUACACAGGCGUAUCUGACGGUCGAAUUAUCAAAUGGAACGACACUCUGAAUCAUUGGCACAACUUUUCCGUUACUUCUUCGGAUAGAGAUGAUGAAUGCGGAGGAGCAUACUCUGAGCAUCCCAAGAAAGAGCAUAUCUGUGGGCGUCCACUGGGUUUGUGUUUCAGCAUGUCAUCAGGUGACCUUUACAUUGCUGAUGCUUACAAGGGCAUACUUGUUGUUGGUCCCAAUGGUGGCACUCCUAAAACACUCAUCUCUCACGUACAUGCCCAACCCUUGGCCUUCACUAACAGUUUGGACAUUGAUCAAAGAAAUGGAGCACUCUACUUCACCACCAGCAGUUCUAAAUAUCAAAGGAGGAACUACAUCUCUCUGAUCCUAAGCAGAGAUACAACAGGGAAGCUAAUAAAAUAUGAACCCAAAAGCGAACAAGUUAGUGUUCUUCUAAGCAAUCUCUCAUUUGCAAAUGGAGUUGCACUGAGCAAAGAUGGUGACUAUAUUCUAAUAGUAGAGACCGCAAACUGCAGAGUGCUAAGGUAUUGGCUAGAAACACCAAAAGCUGGAACCUUAGAAGUCUUUGCCGAUCUACCAGGUUUCCCAGACAACAUAAAACGAAGUCCAAGAGGGGGAUUUUGGGUCGGAAUUUAUUCAAGAAGAGAGAAACUUAUCCAAUGGAUUUUAUCAUAUCCUUGGAUUGGAAAAACUUUGCUUAAGCUUCCUCUGGACAUCACAAAAGCUUAUUCAUAUUUGGCUAAGCUUAAAGGGAGAAGAGGACUGGCAAUUAGGUUAAGUGAGCAAGGGGAUGUUUUGGAAAUUAUGGAAGACAAGAAUGGAAAAAGGGGGAGGUCUAUUAGUGAAGUUGAGGAAAAAGAUGGGGUAUUAUGGGUGGGAUCCAUAGAUGCACCUUUUGCUGCUAAGUAUAAUAUUCUUGUUGCAAAAGGAUAAAGCAAAGAGAUUUAAGAUAUUUUUUCAGUGAUUCUCACUUUGUUGUUUACUCUAUUCAAUAGUAAAAGGGAUAUGGGCUUUGGCUGGCCUGUAUAUUUGUGUAAUAAAAGCUAUUCUUGCAUCAUGUUGUAAAAGUGAAGUGAACAUGUAGUGAAGUUUUGAAGAAUUCUCUCGACACUAGCAAAAUCAGUGACCUCAACUCUCAAGUCAACACUGAAAAAAAAAAAUCUUUAAAAGACAAGACAUCG